Messenger RNA from Xenia sp. Carnegie-2017, 1101 nucleotides. RefSeq lists its product as uncharacterized. The transcript has a single exon. Gene Ontology annotation, molecular function: nucleic acid binding. The record is from RefSeq and is a predicted model, not a curated record. Lineage: Eukaryota; Metazoa; Cnidaria; Anthozoa; Malacalcyonacea; Xeniidae. The coding region runs from base 1 to 1101 and encodes 366 amino acids. Gene Ontology annotation, biological process: DNA integration.
AUGCCAGAUCUUAACAAAGCAAUCGACAUUACUCGUUAUAGCUCCAUGAAGAAACUUCUUCGAACAACUGCUUAUGUAAUGAGAUUCAUCAACAUGUUAAAGAAGAUGCCACGGUGCGAGCGAACAACAAACAAACUCACAACCUCAGAAGAACUAAGCUCAGACGAAAUAAGGAAGGUGCAGCUGCUAUGGAUAAGGUCUAUUCAACAACUAUCCUUUGAAAAGGAAAUAUUAUUCCUUCUGUCAAAGAAUGUGAAUUCUUCAAUACCCAUUUAUGUUAAGCAAUUUGGGCUAUUUCUUGACGGUGAUCACGUGCUGCGGUGCCAUGGGAGACUGAAGAAUUCAUCGCUGGAUCUGGAGAGCAGAACUCCUGUAUUGCUUCCAAAGGAAUCAAGAUUUGUGCAGUUAUUAAUAUGCGAGUUUCAGCACAAUGUGAAGCACAGCGGGAUUUGUGAUACACUAACAACCAUUAGAGAGCAUUUUUGGAUAAUCCGUGGUCGAGAAGCAGUAAAGAACAUAGUCAGGAAAUGUUUCGUUUUUUGUAAAGCCGAAGGUCUUCCUUAUGGGGGAACGCUACCUCCAGAUCUUCCUGUUAGCAGAGUGUCGGAUGAUCCCCCUUUCACAAACGUAGGUUUGGACUUUGCCAGACCGUUGUUCAUACGAGAGAGUAGCGAAAGGAAUAAUUUGUCGGAUAAUCCAACAAAGUUGUAUAUUCUAUUGUUUACUUGUGCGUCUACUAGAGCCAUUAAUCUGGAGCUCACUCCUUCCUUAAGCGUUCCAGCCUUUCUCCGCGCGUUCCGCAGAUACGCUAGUCGACGAGCACUGCCAUAUCUUCUCAUAUCCGAUAAUGCUAAGACUUUCCAAGGUGCAUUUUUAGAAAUUUGCAAGUUAUGUCGUUCUGAGGAGUUGUUACGCUAUCUUGCAAACCAUCAUAUUACAUGGCAAUUUAUCGUCGAAAAGGCCCCUUGGUGGGGAGGCUUCUGGGAACGUUUGAUUCGAAGCGUGAAACAUCCGCAGCGAAAGGUAGUUGGUAGAACCAAUCUAACCUACGACGAGUUGCAUACUAUUGUGGUUGAAAUCGAGGACGUAAUAAAAGCAUGA